This is a messenger RNA of Effrenium voratum, 1404 nucleotides long. The record is from the annotation of a GenBank genome assembly. Lineage: Eukaryota; Dinophyceae; Suessiales; Symbiodiniaceae.
UGGUGCUUGCUUCCGGCCAUCGCCAUGUGGUCGGCCAUGUGGGCUUCGCCCGCUCGCCCGGCAUUGUCGAUGCCGGGACUCGCGGAUCCUCGGACGCGCGCUGAAGCCCGCACUGCGAGGCUGCCCCGUGCCGCGGCUGCGGCUGGCACCUACGCAGCGCGCGCCACAGCGGCGGCUGCGGCGGCGGCGCGGGUGGCACAGCGCUCGCCCACUGCGCGGAGGCCGGACGCUGCCGCCGCGCCCAAGCUGCAGCGCUGGCGCCGCGAGAACUCGGCGCUGGCGCUGGCCACCACGUCUUUGGGCCUCGAGGAGAUCCUUGAGCGCGAGCUGCGCUCCAACGGCGCCGUCACCGCUCCGCUCGGCAGCUUCUGGUGCUUUAAAGCCGCCCCAGGCCAAGGCUUGCCCCACAGCGCCACGCAAGUCAUCCGCCUUUCUGCGCUGGUCAUGGAUGAUGACUUGGCGCGCCUGGAGACCAAGCUGGCCACGUCGGCGUCCGCAUUCUCCACGCAGAUCCAGGCGCUGUUGCAAGAACUUGGCCGGGGAAGGAAGCGCAAGGCCUCUUACACGGUGAGCUGCGUUCUAGACGCCAGGACAGAUGCCGUCCUGGGCGGCUCCGCUUCCUUCGAGGCGGUCACCGCAGGCAUCUGCCAAGGCAUCAGCGCUACCACCAAGUGGCGCCUAAACGAGAAGAGGCCGGAGAUUUCCAUCGUGGCCCUCUUUGGUCGCGACUACUUCGCGCUGGGGGAGGUGGUUCAGAGCCGCGACCGCGAUGAGGCUGAGAGAGGCGCCAUGGCGUCCUUGGCCUGCGGCGCGCUGCGGGGCAACGCGCUGGCGGACCCCUGCUGCGGCCAGGGCCUUUUGCUCGCCGAGUGCCUCAAAGCCUCGAAGGCUGCUCCUUCUCGCGUGCUUGGGCACGAUGUGCGCCAGGCGGCGGUGCGCGGGGCGGCCCGGCGCUCUGAGCUCGCGGGCGCUGAAUUGGCGCAGAAGGACGGCAGCGAGUGGCCGCUGCAGCGAGGUGAGGCGGAUGUCGUGAUUUCCGACCUCCCGAACUCUGGCAGUGACGAGGAAGUCACCGAGCUGUACCAGCGCGUGGUUGCCGAGGCGGGCCGUGUGCUGCGGCCGGAGGGGCGGCUGAUUUUGCUCUCCGGUCGACCGGAGCUGCUGGCGAAAGCGGUGGUGCAGGGCCGGUGGCGCACGGUGGGCGCCUGGCCGCUGCAACGGCACGGCCGGUACGGCGAAAAGCGGAAGGUGCAGGAGAAGUUGGAGCAGCUCGUGUGCCUCGAGCAGUCGCAAGUCUCUGAGUCGAAGGCCAUCCCCAAGGAGGAGGGCAUGAACAAGGCCAAGCCAAAGAAGUCAGAGGAAAUGAAGGCGCUGUGGGCCAAGCUCGGAUUGUAGCACGGAGGA